UGCUUUAUAAUGAGGUCAUAGUACACAGAUAAAAUACACCAUUGCUGCCUCUUACUGCUUGACAAUCCACCCAAAUUGAGACUGGCCAGAGUUUACCUAAAUAACCAACUGAAUAAUGGAUUAUGAAGACAUAACAUCAUAUUCUAUUUCACCAGGUUAUUUCCGUUUUGAUGACUUACCAAAUGUGAAGGCUGCUCAUCCUAUAGGCACCAAAGAACCUUCUUACCAUCAGAAAUGCAGACUCAUGUAUACAUAUGGCUUCUUCUUGCACAAUAGAGCUUUAACCUGCAUUUGUGGAUGACAUGGCAAACUGUGUUCACAGACAAUGAUUUCUGAUGCGGUGAUUUCCAUUACAGAAUUAUGUCUGUCACCUGAGGGCCCCAAAGAUCUUGGGCACCCCAUAUUGAUUUUUGCACUUGUUUCUUGUGUACAUAGAUUUCCCCAGAUUCAUGGAAUCUUUUGAUAAUAUAUGAACUGGAGAUUAUGAAAUAUAUGAAAUUCUUAUUAUUAUUCUAAAAUUGUUCUACAAUUUUAGAAUUUUUUUUGCAGAUUGGUAAUUCUCUGCCCAUCUUUAAUUCUGAUAGACUGUGCUUCUCUCUUGUUAAGGGCUUGUUGCCAAUUAACCCAAUUGCUAAAUGUUCAACUUUCUGUUUCUUUUUAGUAACACUUACUUUUCCAGUCUUUUAUUGCCCCUGUCCCAAUUUUUUCUUUAGAUUGUGUUAACACCAUUAAAUUGAAAAUUACCUUAUUUUUUUCCAUAAAAUUGUACAUUUCCUUAGUUUAAACAUUUUAUAUGUUUUCUAUGUUCAAUUGUGAAUAAAAUAUGGUUGGACUUACACUGUUAAUAAGCUAGAGUGAUGUUUUGCAGUAAUAAUGUGUUACCUAUUUAUUUUCAGGAGACUAAUGUUACAACAGACAGCGACUAUAUACCACCAGACAGUGGCAUUUGUGAAAAAAGUUGGGUGAGAGAGUUCCGUGGCUCAUAUGAACCCCCUCUUUACUGGAUCAUCUUUACAGUUGGAGCUAUGGGCAACUUGCUUGUUGUAUGGAUCUACACUACUCUACGCAACCGCCUUAAAACCAUGACAGAUGUCUACUUGUUGAAUCUGGCAAUAGCUGAUCUGCUUUUCCUGGGCACACUUCCAUUCUGGGCCACAGAUGCUGCCCAGGGCUGGGUAUUUAGUGUCAGUGUCUGCAAGGGAAUCCGUGCCGUCUACAAGAUCAAUUUCUUUGCUAGCAUGCUGCUGCUUACUUGCAUUAGUAUAGACCGCUAUAUAGCCAUUGUCCUUGUAACUCAGGCCCACAAUUUUAAAAACAAGAGGAUGUUCUACAGCAAACUGGCCUGCCUGUUUGUGUGGCUGCUCUCUUGUUUUUUGUCUCUCCCAGAGUUUAUUUUUGCUAAAGUGAAGACAAACCAACAGGAAGAAUCAUUUUGCAGUUUAGUUUAUACCUCUGAGGACAAAAACCUUACCAAAGUCCUGGUGUUGUCUCUGCAGAUCUCAGUAGGAUUCUGCCUACCUCUACUGGUCAUAGGGGCAUGCUAUUCUGUGAUUAUUCGUACCCUGAUACAGGCUCGCAGCUUUGAGAAGCACAAAGCGCUAAGAGUCAUCUUUGCUCUGGUAGCAGCAUUUGUUCUCUCUCAGUUGCCGUACAAUGUGCAUUUGGUUAUAGAGGCAACACAAGCUUUUAAAGUGACCAUUACAGACUGUAAUGUUGUAAAGACCUUUGAUGUGGCUGGGCAAGUUGUGAAGAGUCUGGCUUACACACAUUGUUGCCUUAACCCCAUCCUGUAUGCUUUCAUUGGGGUACGCUUUCGGAAGGAUCUGCUCCACCUUUGCCAAUGCAUGACCUCAGGACUUGGUGGCAUCAAUAAAGUGUCAGUUUCCAAGAGACAAUCUGUCAUGUCUGACACAGACACCACACCAGCACUAUCUUUGUAGCCUGUUGUUAACUAUGUGCCUUUUCCAGUUACAUUCCCUAAAAGCUUCUAUCAGUUGAGAAUUGUUAUUCAAAUCUAUUUUUUAUAUCUUUAUUCAGAAGUCAAUGGACUCUAAAUAGCUAUUUUAAGGAACCAUUUGGACAGUGAAUGCAAGCAAAUAAGACAAUCAAAAUGCAAUCAUUACAUUUACAGGGAUUGAUGGAAAGCCUAUUUAACCUUAACUAUUUUCAGUGCUUAAAUAAUAAUAAUAAUAAUAAUAAUAAUAAUAAUAAUAAUAAUAAUAAUAAUAAUAAUAAUGUUUAUUAAUACUUAACACACUAAUGUGUAGUUAUAUGGAUUUAUAGCUAUAUUUAGUGAUAAAUGUGUUUUCUUACAAUAAAAAUUAUUGUGAAAGCUUUGUUUUUUUGUAUUAACUAUUCACUGAAGUUCAAUAAAAAUCUGUAUAUUUUUAUAAAUACACAUGUACAGGUAAAACUCCUUUAUUUUUAGUUUGAUGAUUAUAAUGUAAUGCACCUUUCA
Messenger RNA from Silurus meridionalis, 2458 nucleotides. RefSeq names its product chemokine (C-C motif) receptor 9b (gene ccr9b). Gene Ontology annotation, biological process: G protein-coupled receptor signaling pathway; immune response; chemotaxis. Gene Ontology annotation, cellular component: membrane. Lineage: Eukaryota; Metazoa; Chordata; Actinopteri; Siluriformes; Siluridae. The coding region runs from base 858 to 1940 and encodes 360 amino acids. Gene Ontology annotation, molecular function: chemokine receptor activity. The record is from RefSeq and is a predicted model, not a curated record. The transcript has 3 exons.